Messenger RNA from Fundulus heteroclitus (mummichog), 963 nucleotides. RefSeq names its product germinal-center associated nuclear protein-like. The record is from RefSeq and is a predicted model, not a curated record. The coding region runs from base 16 to 717 and encodes 233 amino acids. The transcript has 4 exons. NCBI's taxonomy places the organism in Eukaryota, Metazoa, Chordata, Actinopteri, Cyprinodontiformes, Fundulidae.
GGAUGUAUUUUGUGAAUGUCCCUUCAGGUCUUCACGUGUCCUAAAAUAAACUCUGUUUUCCUCUUUUUUAAAGACGCAGUGACCGAGGACGGCGAGAUCCUGGUUUACUUCCCCACAGCUUCUCUGGAGGGUUUCAGACCUCCUGAAGAGUGGACGCAGGCCGUGGAAAAAACCCACAGAGAGAAGCAGCAGCAGCAGGAGAGGGACGGAGCGACUCAGGCUCCCUGCGCGCCGCCUCCUGCUCCGUCUCCCAGACAGAGGUUGUUCCAGAGCUCGGUGGAGGCCCCCGGGGCCCCGAGGCCCCGUCUGGACGUCACUCACAGCCCCUCAGCAGAGGAGCUGCUGGCCCACAAGGUCCUGCAGAGCUUGGAGGAAGAACAGGCUGAGAGCAAGAGGAGCUUGGAGCAGCUGAGGCGCUGGCUGGACGGCGACCCGUUGGACCAUCUGUCCACUCCGCUCUUCAUGCCGUCCUCCACCCUGCUGUCCUCACCGACCACCAUGAAGGUUGCUCCUUCAGGCCGGACCGAAGACGCUGCUGCAGCCACGCAGAGGCCUGAGCUGGAUCAGCGUGUGGACGGGCCUUCCUGGUCCAAAGCGCCUCCGGUACCGCUGGCUCGGAGGCUGCAGGACCUGGAGCGUCAGAUCCUGGCGAGCAGAGAGGAGGAGCUGGCCUGCAGGCUGAAGCUGAGCGGGCUGCUGAGCAUCGUGGACGACUGAAGAGGUUCUAGAUGGACCGCUUGCUUCUGGGCUCCAUCAUGGCUUUAGUUUUUAUCAUCAGCUGAAAUAAAAUCAGCAUUUUUAGGAAUAUGGGCUUAAAUGUUUUGUUUGGGUUUGUUCCUUUUUAGAGUCGUUACAGUCGGGUUUGUUUCUUUUAUUGGACUCAGAUGUUAAAUUAAUGUGUUGAAGUCCUUUUAUUUUCCACUGGGCUCAGAUAUUAAAGAGAUAUUUUCAUGUUAAACUUCA